GGGUGUUUGGGACGUAGCCCAUUUUUAGACGCUCAAGUCUGGACGGUGUUUUAACUUUUUUGCUAGCUACUCCUCCCGGAAGCAGUUAGCGCGCUGUGUCUGAACUUACUUAAGCAGCAACGCUACUUUUCUGAACUACGUAGCUACGUUUUGUCGUAAACGUCCGCUGCGUCGGAAACGGCGACUCGAAGUUGGAAACACGAGAAAAGACUUUUCGUCGAGUUUCGCUGGUUUACUUUGUCAUGAAAUUGGUUUGAGUGUAGUUAGAGAGGCUCCCUCCUACGCUCUCCUCCCUUCAGCUUCCUGGAGACCAAUCUGAACACUUUUAGUCAGACACUUUUCCGUGUCUAGCGUUACUAGGAGCCCAGUUUCCCAGGUGGGAAGCGCUCACUCGUUCACUUAAGUUUCUCCUUCACCAUGGCAGGAAGAUGGCCGGGCACGGGCGGGCGCUAAAUGGAUUUGGAUUAGCACUUCUUGCUGUGUAAAACCCAGAGAAGACUCUGUGAUUUGACCUGGAUUUCUUUCUCCUUCGGUGCUAGCCUAAUCUAGCUGUAGCAGUUAGCUAAUCUAAUCGGGUAAAUCCUCCUCCUGCCUGAACUGCACUGCGCCCUGAUCAACGCUUCGCCCUCAGUUCCUCAGUUCCAGCUCCGAGCCGCUGUCCGUCUGUCUGUCUGUCUGUCUGUCUACGCGGAGAUGAUGAUGAUGAGCCCUCAGCCCGUUUUCAGUUUGUCACUCAGGCUGUAAAUUCCGGGUUAGUUGGCACCGUUUCUACUCGCACUUCAUUCCUGUUUCAUGUGAGCAGCUCUGUCUCUGGAAGUGGGCGAACUUCUGAACUUCUCAUGGAGUUGAACUCGGGCAGCUCGGGCUGAAAGUAAGUGGGCCGCUCGCUCUCUUGGAGCCGGCAGGAGAGGAGGAGGAGAGGAGAGAGGCACUAUGGCAUUAAGGGGGCGAAGGAGCCGCUCAAAGUUACUGCUCUGCAUUCUCGGAGCCUCGGUGUUUGUGUACUUCGUAUUUCACAGAAACAGCCCUUCAGGCGAGGUCAGUCGAGCAAACCGACGAGGGGUGUCAGACGACGGCAGCAUCGACGUGGAGGACCCUGAGUCUCUGAAGAGACCCGUCUACGAGAAGCCUCCGUUAGAUUUAAAUGCGCUGGGAGAGAUGGGCAGAGCCGUUAAACUAGACCUGACGGGAGAGGAGAAGAUAAAAGAGGAGGAGAGCAUUAAAAAACACCAGAUAAACACGUACGUUAGCGACAGAAUCUCUCUGCACCGCAGGCUGCCUGAGAGAUGGAACCCGCUAUGCAAAAAUCUGAAAUAUGAUUACCGGAGCUUGCCCUCCACCUCAGUGGUGAUUGCCUUCUACAACGAGGCCUGGUCCACUCUACUACGCACAGUGCACAGUGUACUAGAGACGUCACCUGACCUACUGCUUACAGAGGUGAUUCUGGUGGAUGACUACAGCGACAGAGAACAUUUGAAGCAGCCUCUGGAGGACUACAUAGCCAGCCUGAGGAAAGUUCGUUUGAUCCGAGCCAGGAAGAGAGAGGGGCUGGUCAGAGCUCGGCUCUUGGGUGCCUCCAGCGCCACGGGCGAAGUGCUGACUUUCCUCGACUGUCACUGUGAAUGUCAUGAGGGCUGGCUGGAGCCCCUGCUUCAUAGAAUAAAGGAGGAACCCUCUGCCGUUGUAUGCCCAGUAAUAGACGUAAUUGACUGGAACACUUUCCAGUACUUAGGGAACCCAGGAGAACCUCAGAUUGGGGGCUUUGACUGGCGCCUGGUUUUCACUUGGCACACUGUUCCUGAAUACGAGCAAAAACGAAGGCACUCCCCUACCGAUGUCAUCAGAUCUCCGACCAUGGCUGGUGGCCUAUUUGCAGUCAGCAAGAAGUAUUUCCAUUACCUGGGCACGUACGACACAGGAAUGGAGGUUUGGGGAGGAGAGAACCUUGAGUUUUCUUUCAGAAUCUGGCAAUGUGGAGGAAGUUUGGAGAUCCACCCCUGCUCUCAUGUGGGUCACGUCUUUCCUAAGAAGGCUCCCUACUCGCGCAGCAAGGCUCUCGCCAAUAGUGUACGGGCAGCAGAGGUCUGGAUGGAUGGUUACAAGGAACUGUACUACCACCGCAACCCCCAUGCACGCCUGGAGGCGUAUGGUGAUGUGACGGACAGACGGAAACUGAGGAUGCGUCUAAACUGUAAGGACUUCAAGUGGUACCUGGAGAACGUCUAUCCUGACAUCCAUGUCCCAGAGGAUCAGCCUGGCAGGUUUGGAAUGUUAAAGAAUCGAGGGAUGACCAACUAUUGCUUUGACUACAAUCCACCUGAUGAGCAUAAUGUGGCGGGCCACAGAAUCAUUCUGUAUCCGUGUCAUGGCAUGGGCCAAAACCAGUUCUUCGAGUACUCCUCAGACAACGAGAUCCGGUACAACACAAGGGAACCUGCCGGCUGUGCCGCGGCUGACCCAGUCUCCACCUUCCUCACCAUCGGCCUAUGCAGAAAACCCCGAGAGACAGUGCCUGAAGAUCAGAAAUUUGUGCUCAAAGAGGAUGGCACUCUGUACCAUGUCCAAACUCAGAAGUGUGUCGAAGCUGUGGAGAAAACGGACAACGGCAACCCUGGUCCUGCUCUGCGGCCUUGCACUAUCUCAGCGUACCAGCGGUGGUUCUUCGAGGAGAGAGCGUAACAGAAAGAAACCUUCCAGAAGCUUCUAGCACUUUCCCUGCAGUUUAGCUGCGCUAGAGUCAGGUUUGAAAGGGCAUUGUACAAAAAGGCAGUUCUGUCACACUCAACAAAUAUUCAUUCAUAUACAUGCCCCAGUAUGUAUGACUUCCUUUCAGUCACUCUGCUGUAUUUGGUGCUCUUUUCAUAUGAGUGUAGUUCUGGAAUUGCAGACAGUUGUAAGGAAGGGAGGGGCAGACUUUUCUAAAUUUUUUAAAGAACUAUUCUAUCAUAGCGGAAGAGCUGAAUAUGUGAACUGAAUCAGUGCUGGUUUUUGACUCAUUUCAGUGCAAACAUGUUUUGAUCUUGAGCUCAGAUUAUUAUUUUGAACCACUGUGUAUGUUUCAGUCAGUGUUACUGGCUGAAACAUACGCAGCACAUUCUAAACAUCAGUUUUGUCCAGACUUCACUGCUGUAACUGAAAAUGCAGACUGGCAUUUAGAAUAACACAAGCUGGUCAUUUGUGUUAAUCAUCUUUACUGUGAGCUCUUUGGUGUCUGUAUAUUUAAAGGAGCUCUGCUUGCUCAUAUCUAAAACUCACCUUCACUAUUUACUUCGUCAUCGAAGUUACCUCUUCGGGCAGCUGGAGCGCUCCCCACCCCUCCAUUCCCCUCACUCCCAGCAGGCUGUGGUGUGCAUUUUUGGUUUAUUAUUGAGAUAAACAGCCACAGUGAUAUACACAGUGGCAUUGCUGCAGUUAUCAUUAUGAACCACUUGAUGGUGCCAACUCCUCCAUUUUCUCCUACAUAUCCUUCUGCCACGUCCUCCAUGUUCUCUCCUCAGCUAACGCUGAGCAUUUACAUGACCCGCGUUCCAAUUACAGUAGUUCACAUUGCUGGUCUUAGCAGUGCAGAAGCAUUUAAAGUUCAGGAUCAAGAUUAAUCAUGAUGCUGACAUUUAAAAGCACACAUUAGCCUACCUCUUAUAGUCAUGCACCUGCUGAUGGGGACAUAGAAAAUGGUUGGCUUCAAAAUGGGACCAUGUUUUGAAGAAAUAUCAAGAGCUGAAGGGACUUUCUGUAGAUACUAGGUAAUCAUAUUAAUCAUAUUGUUUUUUACUUUCUCUUUCUCAUGCGCUCCAUCAUAUUAACCUUUGUAGACUGUUUGGACAUAAACCUCUUUAGAUCUUUCAGAUUGUUACUGAGUAUUCAGUCAUUGAGAGUGAGAGAUCAUUUCACUUUGAUGCUAAUUUUUCACAAUGCAUACAUUAACAAAUUAAUAGACAGAAAUCAGUGUCCUAAAUUAUUUAUUAUUACUGUUUAUUACUAUAAUAACUGAUGUUUUUUGUGCAGCGAGGAACUGCACUAUUUUUUAUGUAAUUUAUCGUUUUUUUCACUGAUGUAAGUGCCUUACUUUGUGUUACACAAGACACAAAUCUUUCUCAGUGGUCUGAGAGAUGAAACGUUGCUUUUUAACAUUCUUUGAUGAAGUUAAAAUGUGUUUCUCAUUUGCUGUGACAUGGAUGAGUUUACAGAUGAGGUUUUGGGUGAGCAGAACGGAGUCUGUUCAUUCUCUGCAUUUCACCUAAUGUUGAUUGAGCCGAGAGCAUGUGACAUUGACAAAAUACUGCACAGAUGUUCAUGGAACUUCUGCAGAUAAGCAGGAGGUUGUCUGAUUGAUUAUCUGUGGAUUUACACUGGAGCCUAUUGUGUCAGUGAUGGGGGAGCUUCCCCUGUCAGAGCCUCAAAAUGCUAGAGUGCAGAGAAUGGAUUGACUGGUGAGGAGAAAAUAAACCUGUGGACAGUUUCCACUGAUGCUCAUGAGUCUCCAAGAAACCAAUUAUGAUCUGAAUAAUUGAAAUCCAUUCUGCUUCGUAAAUAUUAACUUUGUGUCAUCCACAAACUGGAAAAUGUAUACAGUAUCCACUACAUGAAAAAGCUAUACAGCUCUGCAAAAACAUCUUUUUUAUCAAACAUACUAUGAAGUAUUGUAACAUCAGAAAAAAAUGUACUAAAAAUCCCAUUUUCAUUUAAAAGUACUGGCCAUUGUUAACUGGUUCACUAAGGGCUAUGAAUAAUUCAUAUAUCUGCGGUGUGUUUUUGACCCACUGGUAUAUGCACUUUAUUUGUGUAGCAAUAUCGCGGCAGAAGCAUUAACUGAAAGGAGCAAUUACAGUGGGUUUCAGAAGUCUGGACCACAAGCGGAAAUGCUUCUAUAUUGCAUGCUUUUCUACUUCAAUACGAAGUUUUUCAUUACAAGCGAUGCUAUCAGUAUAACAGUUUGAGUGAAAAGUUGAAGUCUUUUGAAGUGUUUACAUGAAUUUCAGAAUUUCUUCUGAAGUAUUUGUCUGCUUUUUGCUUUAAUGACAGCGAGCACUCGAGCUGGAUUAGACUCCACAAGUUUGCGCUAGACCUCUCAUGAGUAAAUCAAAUGCACCUGAGAGUCAUCUGAACCUUUUUGUACAAAGGCCUUAACAUGGUCAACGUUAAAAAAAGCUGCUUAAAUUUCAGUAGUGACCUAAAAUAGUGUAGAGCCUUUAAUAUUUCUCCUUUAUUUUGCUUGUCAUAACUUUUGGGGAAGAAAAUCAAAAUCAUAAAACUUUCUGUUUCUGUUUACUUGCAAAUUUAAACAAAAACGUCUGAGAUUUUUAACGUGGUCUCAGACUUUUGGACGCCACUGUAUGUCAGGCUUCUGCUGAUUCUCAACAGUCUACUCUCUGUUUCUUACAUUAUAGUAAUGUCAUUGAGAUGGGAUUUACAAAUCAAGGAAUGAAUUUUGGGAAGAAAUCUAAAUGCUGGUGACUUCAGGUAACUUUGUUGCUGUUAUCCAAGUGUCCUUGACAUAUCAUCGUAAAUUAAGAAUUUACACUUUUUUAUAUAUUUCCAGUAACUUGUAAUUAAAAUCAUUGUGCUUUCUGAUGUAAUUUGUACUAUUCAAAUGACAGUAGGCCUUUUGAAGAAUCGGGCAUGUUUCAGGUGAAUCUGGGUUUUGUUUGUAUUUUGUAUCUUAACAUUUAAAAUAAAACCUUUCAGUAACAGUU
Molecule: messenger RNA, 5693 nt
Organism: Colossoma macropomum (tambaqui)
Lineage: Eukaryota; Metazoa; Chordata; Actinopteri; Characiformes; Serrasalmidae
Gene: galnt12
Product: UDP-N-acetyl-alpha-D-galactosamine:polypeptide N-acetylgalactosaminyltransferase 12
Exons: 10
Coding region: 934-2679 (581 amino acids)
Cellular component (GO): Golgi apparatus
Source: RefSeq, a predicted model, not a curated record